AUGGCUCCGCCCGCUUUUGUCAAGAUCCCCGAGGGCCUCAAGCCCGCCGGCGUGUCCGGCAGCCAGCUCCUCAAGAUCGAGAGGCAAAAGGCCAGCUUCGACAGCAGGGAGAUGGCCGAGUACAUCCACGGCAAGGACUGGCUCGACAUGCAGGCUCGCCUGCUCGAGAUCCUCGAAAACGACCCCGUCUUUGACAAGUCGUCCGACUUCUACCUCAGCCGCACCGACAAGUUCCGCAGGGCUAUGCUCAAGGACAAGCGCCUCGCCCAGCUCACCCACGAGCACAACUGGGGACAGACCGAGGUCCAGGUCGCCGAAAAGCUCGCCGACCUCCCCGGUCCGUUUGGACUGCACAAGAGCAUGUUCCUCACCACCCUCUACAACCAGGGCGACGACGAGCAGCGAAAGGCCUUCUGGGAGCCCGCAAAGAACUACGAGAUCAUCGGCUGCUACGCCCAGACCGAGCUCGGCCACGGAUCCAACGUCCAGGGCAUCGAGACCACCGCCACCUGGGUCCCCGAGACCCAGGAGUGGGAGGUUAACAGCCCAACGCUCACCUCGAGCAAGUGGUGGAUUGGCGGUCUCGGCCGCACCGCCGACCACGCCGUCGUCAUGGCACAGCUCAUCAUCCACGGCAAGAGCUACGGACCGCACCCGCUCGUCGUCCAGAUCCGCGACGUCAAGACGCGAGAGCCGCUGCCCGGCCGCACCAUCGGCGACAUCGGCCCCAAGGCCGGCUACAACACCACCGACAACGGCUUCCUCCUCUUUGACCACGUCCGCGUGCCCCACUUCAACCUGCUCGCCCGCUUCUCCAAGGUCGAGCCCGAGACUGGCAAGUACCUGCCGCCGCCGAACUCGAAGCUGGCCUACGGCACCCUCACCUGGGUCCGCGCCAACAUCGUCCGCGACGCCUCGAGCGUGCUGAUGCGCGCCGUCACCGUCGCCAUCCGCUACUGCGCCAUCCGCAGGCAGUUUGCCGACAAGGACGCGCCCAAGUUCGACGAGGGGGGACGCCCGCUCGAGACCCAGGUGCUCGACUACACCAUGGUCCAGAUCCGCCUCUUCCCCAUCCUGGCCCAGGCCUUUGCGUUCCACUAUACCUCGCAGUUCAUGUUUGACCUGUACACGCGCAACCAGGCCAACAUCGAGUCUGGCGACCUCUCGCUCCUCGCCGACACCCACGCCUCGAGCUCCGGCCUCAAGUCGCUCACCACGCUCUACGCCUCGGACGCCAUCGAGGUGUGCCGCAAGGCGUGCGGCGGCCACGGCUACAGCAAGAGCUCCGGCCUGCCCGACUUCUUCGCCGACUACCUGCCGCAGGCGACGUGGGAGGGCGACUCGUACAUGCUCUCGCAGCAGUGCACGCGCUACCUGUUCAAGACGAUGCGCGAGCUCAAGAAGGACCCCAGCCGCGUCGACGACAACCUGACAAAGGACUACAUGAUGCGCUACCUCGACAACAGGGGCGAGAAGGCGUCGGUCAAGUUCAGCGGCGACCUCUACGACCCGCUCUUCUUCAUGAAGGCCUUUGGGCAUCGCGCCGCCUACCUGACCGAGCAGGCGCUUCACCUGCGCGACGACGCCAAGCGCUCGUGGAACUCGCUGCUCGUCGAGCUGUACAAGUGCUCGCGCGCCCACUCGCAGUACCUCAUCGUCCGCAACUUUGGCAUGGCCAUCUACAAGGACGAGAAGCUCAACAGCAAGCCGGCGCUGCGCCAGAUUGUGCAGAAGAUCUUCCUCCUCUUCGCCUGCCACACCAUGGAGCAGGAGGGCGCCGACUUCCUCGCCUCGGGCUACAUCGACGGCGCCCAGUUCCACCUGCUCGGCAGCAAGGUGCAGGAGAUCAUGGCCGAGCUGCGUCCCAACGCCAUCGCCCUCGUCGACUCGUUUGCCGUGCCCGACUACCUGCUCAACUCGAGCCUCGGCCGCUCCGACGGCAACGUCUACGAGGCGCUCUUCGACUUUGCCAUCCGCGAGCCCCUCAACUCGGCCAAGUGGAACGUCGACAUCAACGACAUGCAGACGACCGACUUUGACUCGGACCUGCCCCGCUCCAAGCUCUGA
Molecule: messenger RNA, 2067 nt
Organism: Pseudozyma flocculosa PF-1
Lineage: Eukaryota; Fungi; Basidiomycota; Ustilaginomycetes; Ustilaginales; Ustilaginaceae
Exons: 1
Coding region: 1-2067 (688 amino acids)
Biological process (GO): fatty acid beta-oxidation using acyl-CoA oxidase; lipid homeostasis
Cellular component (GO): peroxisome
Molecular function (GO): fatty acid binding; FAD binding; acyl-CoA oxidase activity
Source: RefSeq, a predicted model, not a curated record